Molecule: messenger RNA, 2064 nt
Organism: Exophiala viscosa
Lineage: Eukaryota; Fungi; Ascomycota; Eurotiomycetes; Chaetothyriales; Herpotrichiellaceae
Product: ferric-chelate reductase
Exons: 5
Coding region: 1-2064 (687 amino acids)
Biological process (GO): iron ion transport; copper ion import; intracellular iron ion homeostasis
Cellular component (GO): plasma membrane
Molecular function (GO): ferric-chelate reductase activity
Source: RefSeq, a predicted model, not a curated record
AUGGUCGCCCUUUUCAACAUGCUGCCUGCCCGGCAUAUUCAGAAUCUGAGUGAUGCCACAGCUCUGCAGCAUCACUGGGGGUAUGCGGACAGGGCCAUUCCUUGCACGAACGAUGCAGGCUCCUGUGCGUAUCUCGACAGCGUCUACCACUCUCACGACCUGGGCAUGUUGUACUGUGGCAUUUUUUGGUCGACGAUUGCAGGGAUCCUCUUCGUUUGGGCUAUCGCAAGACGUUUCUUCCAGCCUUCAGAGAUGCAUCCAGUCACACUGCCAGAGAAGGGGAGACCUAGCAGUGUGUCUCGACAUGGGUUACAUCGUUUGCAGAACACAUUUGCCUCUUUUGGCCGACGCUAUCUGCUUUCCGGUUGUCUCAGGCCUGUCUUCGGAAGGACAACUCGGCUUCAAGUUGUUAUCUUAGCCGUGUUGACCGGAUACCUUGCAGUAUGGACAUUCGUUGGCAUCACCUACAAGCAAUGGAUCACGCCCGUCAAGGGAAUGCCUGGAACAUACAACACGCGGACAGGCCUUGGACCAUGGGCCGACCGCGUCGGCGUUCUAGCCUAUGCUCUCACGCCGCUAUCAGUCAUGCUCUCCAGUCGAGAGUCUCUCCUCUCGCUUCUCACGGGUAUACCUUACCAGCACUUCAACUUCCUGCAUCGUUGGCUGGGGUACAUCAUGCUCCUACAAGGCUCGUUGCACACCAUCGGAUGGUGCGUCGUUGAGAUGAGGCUUUACCAGCCUCAGCCACAAACAGGACUCGAAUGGAUCGCGCAGAAAUACAUGAUAUGGGGUGUCGUUGCCAUGUUCCUUUUGACCAUCAUCUUCAUCCUCAGUACGCCUUGGGCUAUCCGCAGGACAGGGUACGAGUUCUUCCGCAAAUCGCACUACGUUGUAGCAAUGUUGUACAUUGGCGCUUGCUGGGGCCACUGGUCGCGACUUGAUUGUUACCUGAUAGCGUCGCUGGUUUUGUGGCUGAUUGAUCGAGGUGUACGACUGGUAAGGACCGGAUUGAUUCAUUACAACUAUUUGGCCGGGUCAAGUAUGGGUUUCAGGAGUGCAGGUGCUGCUAUUACUUACUUCCCUGACGCGAAAAACGGCGAUGUGGUGCGGCUCGAUUUCACACAUCCGCAAGGUCCUUGGGACGUUGGUGCACACUUUUACCUCUGCUUUCCCGAAGUGAGUAUUUGGCAAGCACAUCCGUUCACCCCAUGCAGUCUCCCCGGCGACAGCUCGAAGGGACAGAUGCAUUCAUACAUAUUGAGGGCAAAGAGCGGCGCGACAAAGGUGCUGGCUGAUUUGGCUGCUACCAAAACGGUAUCUCGAAACAGCGAAAAAGUGUCUGCUGGACCCGCCCUACCGACUACACCCGUGAUAGUGGCUGGGCCAUACGGAGGGUCGAUCCUGAGCCACCUUGAGCCUGACACGAACGUGAUGUGCGUAGCGGGUGGCACGGGAGUGACGUUCGUACUGCCUGUCCUGCUACAGCUGGUCAAGAACACAACUCGAUCGAACAGAAGGAUCCAACUAAUAUGGGUAGUUCGAAGGUCUGGGGAUGUGGCAUGGAUCAAGCCAGAACUCGAUGUGCUCCGGCAAGCCGAGGCAUCCCAUGGCUUGAUUGUUCGGAUCUUCGUCACAAGAGAGUGCAGCACAUCCAGUGCCGACGAAGUGCUUUGCAACAAGCCUUGGCUGUCGUCCUCGGAAGGGGCAAUCAAGAUGCCGUCGGACUCAAAACCUGGUUUCAUCACGGUUCAAGCUCCCGCCGCGGAUGGAGAGCAGCAUGAAUCUAGACACCCCGACUUGCGAUCUUUGGUGCGCGACUUUGUGAGCUCAACAAACCUCUUUUUGGGCUUCGCAGGAUUGGUGACCGUCGCAUCACUAUGGAGCACGUGGGGAGGUGAUAUGUUCCCUGCUGAAGGUGAUCCUAAGGGCGAUCCGGAGUACUGGACCGAGACGGAGCUUAGGCGCUGGUUGAAAUUGCGCAACCUGCAGCCGGCCUCGAAGAUGACUCGGGAUGAACUUCUGGAGAGAGUCAAAGCGAACAUGAAGCCCAAGACAGAAUCUUGA